UCUUCCCCCUCAUAGACCGGACCCCCCGACUGCAGCAAUGUGUCCCCUCCGUGUCCUCCUCCUCCUGUGGGCUCUUGUCUGUCUGGGCGGAGGAAAUGUCUCCGGUGUUCAGGAGGAAAUAUUCACCCGGCCGGGAUCUGACCUUCUCCUCCCCAUCAGACGCCAUCUCACCCUCAGCCAUACAGAUGGACGGAGCUGUGACCAGUAUGAAUGGACAUAUAAAGAUCCCUCCAGAUACAACGAGACCAGACUAGCCAGACACAGGGGGUGUAACGUGACUACAACUCCCCCAAUCUUCCCCAAUACCAGGACAUCAGAGAAUGGAAGUCUGAUAAUAGACGGUGUGACUCGGGACAAUGACGGGGUAUACAGAGUGGUAAUACACAACUCUACAGGAAGCUACAUACAGACAGAUGAUUACACCGUCCAUGUAGAAGUUCCAGUAUCGGUUCCGGUCCUGAAUGUCUCAUGUCUCCGGAAUGGCAGCGCUGAGAUCUCCUGCAGGGUGGAGGAAGGAACUAAGCCGGAUAUCCGUGUAUCUGUGAUUGGAGGAUCCCCGGGGAGUUAUUCUGCUUCAUCCAAUCACAUUACAGCCAUUGUGGGGUCACCGGGGCCCUGGAACAUCACCUGUUCUGUGGAGAAUCGGGUCAGCCGGUUGGAGAUGAGCAGAGCCGAGGUCACCUGUCCAGGAAUUCCGUCACGUUGGGGUCACCUCCUGUCACACGGUGCGGUCUGUGUCCUCUACACGGUUCUCCUCAUCUGUAUGGUCAAUGACCUGAGGAAGAUGAAUGGGAGUGAGAGGAGGACGAGGAGGAGAAGGGAUCGUACAGAGAUGGAAAUGGAACCAACUUACUAUAAUGAGAGGAACUGAAACCUUCAACCCGAUUGUCAGCCUGGAAGUUGUCUGAGGCCACAAACACGGCUACAGAAUGGAAAGGAAGUAACAGACGGUAGUACACGGUCAUAUCUGGGUC
Molecule: messenger RNA, 974 nt
Organism: Nanorana parkeri
Lineage: Eukaryota; Metazoa; Chordata; Amphibia; Anura; Dicroglossidae
Exons: 4
Coding region: 38-871 (277 amino acids)
Source: RefSeq, a predicted model, not a curated record